Messenger RNA from Aspergillus heteromorphus CBS 117.55, 2493 nucleotides. RefSeq names its product phosphoenolpyruvate carboxykinase PCK1 (gene acuF). Gene Ontology annotation, molecular function: ATP binding; phosphoenolpyruvate carboxykinase (ATP) activity. The transcript has 6 exons. Gene Ontology annotation, cellular component: cytosol. Gene Ontology annotation, biological process: gluconeogenesis. The record is from RefSeq and is a predicted model, not a curated record. Lineage: Eukaryota; Fungi; Ascomycota; Eurotiomycetes; Eurotiales; Aspergillaceae. Bases 296 to 2407 code for a protein of 703 amino acids.
GUGAACUUGUUUUCCGACGCAUCAAUUAUUCCCGCACCUCUCGUUGGUGCAUCCGCCAGCCCUUCCGGAACCACCUCGUGCCCACAUCUGGGGUUCGGGACUUUUCGGACGCCCCCCCCGAGAGACAUUUCGCCCAAUUUGGCGCAUUUGCUGCUGCGUCGCGACUCCUCCAAGGCUCCACGAUAACCACCGCCGCCUCGACUCGGUCCCUUGCCCCGACAUCACCCGCGGAACGGUGGAGAAGGCACUGCGAUUUCGAUUUCCACUCUUCGUCGCGCCCCGGAUUGCGCCCAUCAUGACCCCUGCCUCAAACAUUCAUAUACCCCCAGCUGCCCCCGUCGAACCUGGCUUUCUCACUUCAGACUUCUUCCAACAGCAGGUUGCAAAGCAACGAAAUAAUAACUACCACUCCACUUCUCUAAACAAAAUGGUUGCUGCUUCGGUCAAUCGCACGGCUCUGCACCCUGGUGGUGUUCUGCCCGGUCAGAGUCACACUGAACUCGAGGAGGAACUCCACGAGCACGCCCACAUUGACUACGACCGCGUUGCUAUUAUUGCCAACCCCGCCGUCCCUGCCCUCUACGAAGAUGCUCUGGUCUACGAGACUGGUACUGCCAUCACCUCCAGCGGUGCCUUGACUGCCUACUCCGGAGCCAAGACUGGCCGUUCUCCCUCAGAUAAGCGUAUUGUCCAGGAGGAAUCAUCAGAGAAGGACAUCUGGUGGGGACCUGUCAACAAGCCUAUGACCCCUGAUGUCUGGCGUAUCAACCGUGAGCGUGCUGUCGACUACCUCAACACCCGUAACCGCAUCUAUGUCAUCGAUGGUUUCGCCGGUUGGGACGAGAGAUACCGCAUCAGCGUCCGUGUCGUCUGCGCUCGCGCCUACCAUGCUCUGUUCAUGCGCAACAUGCUUAUCCGCCCCUCCGCCGAGGAGCUGAAGCACUUCCACCCCGACUAUGUCAUCUACAACGCCGGAUCCUUCCCCGCCAACCGCUUCACUGAGGGUAUGACCUCCGCCACCUCCGUCGCCAUCAACUUCGCCGAGAAGGAGAUGGUCAUCCUGGGUACCGAGUACGCCGGUGAGAUGAAGAAGGGUGUCUUCACCGUUCUCUUCUACGAGAUGCCUGUCAAGCACAACGUCCUGACUCUCCACUCGUCUGCCAACGAGGGCAAGAACGGCGAUGUCACUGUCUUCUUCGGUCUCUCUGGUACCGGAAAGACCACCCUGUCUGCCGACCCCAACCGUGCCCUGAUCGGUGAUGACGAGCACUGCUGGACUGACCGUGGUGUCUUCAACAUUGAGGGUGGCUGCUACGCCAAGUGCGUUGGUCUGUCCGCGGAGAAGGAGCCCGAUAUCUACAACGCCAUCCGCUUCGGAUCCGUCCUUGAGAACGUUGUCUUCGACCCCAUCUCCCGUAACGUCAACUACGACGACACUACCCUCACUGAGAACACUCGCUGUGCCUACCCCAUCGAGUACAUCGAGAACGCCAAGAUCCCCUGCAUCUCCGACAAGCACCCCUCGAACAUCAUCCUCCUCACCUGCGAUGCCCGCGGUGUCCUCCCCCCGAUCUCCAAGCUCACCACCGAGCAGACCAUGUUCCACUUCAUCUCGGGUUACACUUCCAAGAUGGCCGGUACUGAGGACGGUGUGACGGAGCCCCAGGCGACCUUCUCCUCCUGCUUCGCCCAGCCCUUCCUGGCCCUGCACCCCAUGCGCUACGCCCGCAUGCUGGCGGACAAGAUCAAGGAGCACAAGGCCAACGCCUGGCUGCUGAACACCGGAUGGGUUGGCGCUGGCGCCACCACCGGCGGCAAGCGCUGCCCUCUCAAGUACACCCGUGCCAUCCUGGACGCCAUCCACAACGGCUCCCUCAACAACGUCGAGUACGAGACCUACGAUGUCUUCAACCUCCACGUGCCCACCUCCUGCCCCGGUGUCCCCGCUGAGCUGCUGAACCCUAAGAACAGCUGGACCGCCUCGACCAGCUUCAAGGGCGAGGUCAACAAGCUCGGCAAGCUGUUCAACGAGAACUUCGCCAAGUACUCCGACCAGGCUACCAAGGAGGUCAUUGCGGCCGGCCCGAAUCCACACUCCCGACAACAUCUGGCAUGCCACCCGUCGCCCAACAUGCUUCCCCCCGAACGCAAGGAGGUCCCAGUGUUUCACGUCAGCACAGACACAACAGACCAGGCCUUGCUGGACCGCGACAACCUUCAACAUCUCAGAUACAGACCUCCGCCUCGCAUGGACGCGUGGUCCAGACACAGGAGACCAUCAACCCUGCAUAGACGCAUCAUGCACCUGGAUCUCCGAUCGCCUUCAGCCGGCGACCAUCUCCGACGCGUCGUCUGUGCCCUCGAGAUCACAGCAUACCUGGGAAUCAGAAAUAUGCUUCACCCCUAGUCCAAUCAAGGGGCAAAUACCAAAACCACCCGUCACAUCGCAAUUUGUCCCCCGGAGGCCCCUUCAUCCACAACCUCGAGUUGUCG